Molecule: messenger RNA, 2232 nt
Organism: Cadophora gregata
Lineage: Eukaryota; Fungi; Ascomycota; Leotiomycetes; Helotiales; Ploettnerulaceae
Exons: 8
Coding region: 1-2232 (743 amino acids)
Biological process (GO): chloride transmembrane transport
Cellular component (GO): cortical endoplasmic reticulum
Molecular function (GO): chloride channel activity
Source: RefSeq, a predicted model, not a curated record
AUGGCUACUGUCAAGAGUCUCUACGAGCCCAAUUCCAAGACGGGCAAUGCUUUGCACACCAACCUAGAUGUUGACUAUGUGAUCAAUUACCGCUUUGCAACAACAGGCAAACUCCAAGCGGAAGAGCAAUUCAUAAAAUUGAUUCAAGCCCUCAACGAUGUUGGCCUAGCCACCGAAGUUCGAAACAGCGAGAAUUGCUCCCUGUUGAUAUUCGUCAAAGUUGCUUCCGAUAAGCACCUGAGGGCAGAGGUCUAUCGAUCCAGGGUUCAAGAUUGGCUUUAUGGAGUACGAAGUGCUGCCCCGGAGAAGGAGAUGCAAAAGGCAAUAGACGAUGAACCUAUUACCGAAGCCGAACGUCUGCGACUCACAUACCUGCUGAUCACAAAGUCAACAAGCGAUGGGGGAGCUGGAAUCACACCGAAAGAGGGAGAAUGGAAAGGAGUGGAGUCCAUAUUCGCUCUACACGACCGCACGUUUAACAAGGCAUGGAUCAAGGAUAUCUCGUCGAAAUACUUCCUCAAUGCUCGGGACUUGGUGGCAAUCAAGGACAAGUUCGGCGAGAGAAUCGCAUUCUACUUCUCUUUCCUGCAAUCCUACUUCCUCUUCCUCACAUUUCCCGCAGGAUUUGGAGCAUUCUCGUGGCUCGUACUCGGACAGUUCUCGCCGGUAUAUGCAAUUAUCAACGGAUUAUGGUGCAUUGUCUUUGUCGAAUAUUGGAAGAAACAGGAGACUGAUCUUGCAGUCCAAUGGGGUGUCCGGGGGGUCUCCAAGAUUCAACGGAAACGCCCUGCCUUCCAGCAUGAGAAUAUCAUGAGAGAUCCAAUCACAGGAGAGGACGUUAAGAUAUACUCACCAGCGAAAAGACUUGCAAGACAACUACUUCAGGUACCAUUCGCUAUUGCUGCAGCUCUGGCACUUGGAAGUUUGAUCGCAACCUGCUUCGGAAUUGAGAUUUUCAUUUCGGAAGUCUAUGAUGGUCCUUUCAAAGCUUAUCUGGUUUUCCUGCCAACAGUGAUCCUCACAACUGUGAUGCCUACUUUAUCUACCCUGUUGACGGGGUUUGCUUCUAGACUAACCGAUGUUGAGAACUACGAGACACAGGAUGCAUACGAAGCUGCUAUGAUCUCGAAGAUCUUUAUCUUGAACUUCAUCACUUCAUACCUUCCCAUCUUUCUUACAGCCUUUGUCUAUGUGCCAUUUGCACAAAUCAUUGUCCCAUAUCUUGACGUGUUCCAACUGGCUGUAAAGCCCUUUGCUGAAAAUGAGAAGCAAAUGUCUACGCCACAAUCUGGCUUCCAAAUCAAUCCCGACAGGCUCAAGAAACAGGUCAUCUACUUUACAGUAACAGCUCAAAUUGUUAGCUUUGCUCUUGAAGUUAUUGUUCCGUUUGCCAAGAGGAAAGUCUUCCACAAGGUGAAGGAAGUACAAGCAGAUCGAGCAGCUAAACGUGGAGGUGAUGCUGGAAAUGUUUCCAUGGAUGAUCACCCGGAGGAGGCAGAAUUUUUGACACGCGUGAGAAAUGAGGCAGAGCUAGACGUUUACGACGUCACAACUGAUUUCAGAGAGAUGGUCGUUCAAUUUGGUUACUUGUCACUCUUCUCGGUUGUUUGGCCAUUGACAGGCGUUUCGUUCUUCAUCAACAACUGGAUCGAGCUUCGUGGGGAUGCCUUGAAAAUCGCCUUGGAGACUCAGCGACCUGUGCCAUGGAGAGGAGAUUCCAUCGGCCCAUGGUUGGAUGCACUUGGAUUUCUGGCUUGGCUUGGAAGUUUGACAUCUGCAGCCCUUGUCUAUCUUUUCAGUGGAGACGGUCUUGGUCCAUCGGGAACUCCCUGGGAUAUCAAAGUUUGGGGUCUCCUCUUGACAAUGUUCUUCUCCGAACAUAUCUUCCUCGCUGUACAACUUGGUGUCCGUAAAGCUCUGAGUAAGCUCGAUAGCCCAGGCUUGCAGAAGGAACGGUCGGAGAGAUAUCUUAUCCGAAAGAAAUACCUCGAGGAGAGUCUAGGAAGAGAGAAAGCUGAUUAUGCGGCUGCUGGUGGAAUUGCAGCUGGCGAGAAGAUUAGUAGAAGUACAAUGGAAGAGGAGGCCAGGCAAUCGACUCUUAGGGGUCACGGUACUCCAGAAGAGAGGUUUUGGGGCAGACAGCGAGGUCAGGUGGAGACUAUUGCUAUUGGCAAGAGUUUCAUUGCAAAGGCCGCACCGACAGUGGGUAAGGAGUCGAAGAAGGAGUUGUAA